Messenger RNA from Ceratitis capitata (Mediterranean fruit fly), 2292 nucleotides. RefSeq lists its product as uncharacterized. NCBI's taxonomy places the organism in Eukaryota, Metazoa, Arthropoda, Insecta, Diptera, Tephritidae. Bases 70 to 2136 code for a protein of 688 amino acids. The transcript has a single exon. The record is from RefSeq and is a predicted model, not a curated record.
ACUCUUUUUAAAUUUGUUUUUCUUAUUCGUACUAAAAUUACCGACGUCUGUUUACAUCUAAUUAGAGAAAUGUUGAUUCAGGAAAACAUUUUAUAUUACGUUUUAUUUAUAUUUUCAACUGUAACAAAUAUUGUCAUAGGAAUCGCAUCAACUAUUGUUUGCCCAGGAAAAGAUGUCAACGAAAUACGCCAGGAAGCUGAGAAAUUUGAAUUAUCAUUUCUAUUUUAUCACGCAUCAUGGAAUGAUGAUAGUCGUACUGCACUUAAGGUGUAUGACCAGAUUGCGGUAGAUUAUCAAAAGCAUAUUUAUUUUGCUACUAUCGAUUGUUAUCAUCUUGCCUGCAAUUGCAGCAAAACACAUUCGUUUUCUCUUGGUUCCGGUGCUCCUAAUAAGUGGCCAACAUUAAUUGUACAUUACGGUCAUCGAAUUCCAGUGCAAUAUAAUGGAGAAUGGAAUGUAAAAUCUCUUCACAGAUUUAUUGAGAACCUAUUUUAUCCAGUGGAACGAGUACAGACAAAAGAAGAAUUAAAAAAAUUGAACAUGGAGAGAGAUGCUGUCGUAUUAGGUGCCUUUGAUUUUGAAUCACAACUAGAGUAUCGAAAAUUUGUAAGUGCCGGAGUAAAGUGGCUUGAAAUUGACCCAAAGGGUAGUUUUCGAUUUGCAGCAGUAUUCGGUAAAGCGGCUGAUCUUGGAUUGAAUGAAGUGAAUAACACCAAUGAGAAAUCACAAUUAUUAUUUAUUAGUAACAAAGGUAUGAACGAGCCGCCAAUCAAAUGGAAUGUAAGCAAUAUUGUUUUGUGGUUAAAGAAUGAGUUUGUACGGUCCGUGAGCAAUUUGUAUGAAUAUAAUUCACCAAAAAGUAUACCUGUACUUUUACGCUCGUCGCCUGUAUUGAUCUUAGUUGGAAGUGAUUAUUUCUAUGAAUAUAUGAAAACUCUAACCAAUCCGGAAAUAUCUGCAAACAAGCUAUGUUCUACACAAUAUUUAAACCAGGACAUUGCUCAGCAUCAUGAUCUGGAAUAUGUUAAGGAAACAUUGGAAAAAAUUGACCUUUUAAAUCCAAACAGUUGUUAUGAAAAAGAAUUCAUUAGCCAUUGGAAUUUGCGCUAUUACUACUCCUUAAAUAGCUUUCUUACACGCUUUAUACACAACAUAACUCACAAUCCUAAUCAUGAAAUCAACUCUGAAUUGAUGAUUGAAAAACUGAAAUCCUGCUUUCGAAAUGAUCAAUUUGAUUCGCCAAGUAGGAAAAUGUUGGCUGCGAAAUAUUUGAAAAACUUUGUUGAUAAUAACUGGCUUGAUUUCAAAUCGGAGCAAAACGUAUCACUUUCUGUUGUGCUUUUGGAUGAGGAUAAACACUUCGACUUUUUACAGUCUCUAGGAGUUAAGUCAACUUCCGCGCAUAAAUCCGUUACAAUGAUAAUUGCUGACAAAAUGCAAGAGAGUAUUUUCUUGUCCCAAACUGCUUUCACGUACGAAGCGCUGAAACAUUUUGUACGAAGCUACUACAAUAACAACCUUACGGCAUAUACAACUGCAAGCAAAUUGAAAAUAUAUUCUCAGCUCACGCAAAAUAAAAUAUUUAUUGAAAAUAUAAAUAGCGAAUUUUUUUUAAAGAAAAUAGAACGAUCUAAUUUAACGACUAUUGUACUGCUUUAUUCGCCACACUGCAUGUUCUCGACUCUUUUCUCACAGUCACUUGUACAAUUAGCCGCUCUACUGGAUGAUUCAUCUGGUAUUCAAAUAAUACGCAUAAAUACUCUAUAUGAUGAGCUACCCUGGGCCUUUAAAAUUGAAAACACUCCUACAUUGAUUGUAUUUCCACGAAGUCGUCCAGCCGAUACUCGCAUAUUUCCUAGGCACUUGAAAUCGGAUGUUCGUAAUAUUUUUAGCUUUACCUUAGCUCAAAUGGAACCGGUGGAACAGUUAAAAGCUUUACUCAGUUUUUGUCGUAGCCGAAAACUUUACUCGCAGGGUAUGCGAAAAUGUUUACAAUAUAUAAGAACCUUGGCCGACCAACAUAUUUCCGGGGACAUAUAUUUACAGCAAUUAGUUAAAAAUCGAUUUGCAGAUGAACAAAUGUCUGAAUGGAGAGAAGUAGAUUUGGAAAUAAAAAAAAUUUUACCCAUUUUCUAAAAAUAUGCCCCAAUAAAUUUAUUUAUGUACUUGGUUUCAAAUCUUGAGUUUUGCCUAUGUGAGUGUAUUUAGAUUAAAGAAGUUAAACCAAGAAUUUGUAUGCAUGUAUAGAUACAAUAUAUUCAAUUUUCAAAUGGAUUGGUUAUUUUACCGAAA